Messenger RNA from Gaeumannomyces tritici R3-111a-1, 1554 nucleotides. RefSeq lists its product as hypothetical. Gene Ontology annotation, molecular function: high-affinity potassium ion transmembrane transporter activity. Gene Ontology annotation, biological process: potassium ion import across plasma membrane; intracellular potassium ion homeostasis. Gene Ontology annotation, cellular component: plasma membrane. The transcript has a single exon. Bases 1 to 1554 code for a protein of 517 amino acids. Lineage: Eukaryota; Fungi; Ascomycota; Sordariomycetes; Magnaporthales; Magnaporthaceae. The record is from RefSeq and is a predicted model, not a curated record.
AUGAGACAUGGCGAUGGACGCGUCGAAAAUGCCUCUUUCCCAGCGGGUGUUCUCAGGCGCCUCCAAGGGCUGUUGCCCCCUCUGACAUUCAUCACAUGUCACUACGCCUAUUUUGUAGGCAUGUGCCUUGUAUUCUCGCUCAUCUUCUGGGGCUCUUCGAGCGCGGUUUUUCCCGUCGGCUAUGUCGAUAGCCUCUUCCUCGUGGUCUCGGCCAUGACCGGUACUGGCCUGAACACGGUAAAUCUCAGCCAUCUCAAUACGUGGCAGCAGAUCAUGCUGUUUCUGCUCAUCAUGUUUGGCGGCCCCAUCUGGGUCUCCGUUUGGACAUUUCUGGCCCGCAAGCGCGCGUUCGAGCGGCGCUUCAACGACGUCGUCCGUGCCGCUGGAGAGCGCACCAAGAGUCCGUGCCACAGUGCCACCUCCCCCGUGGCCGCCGCCGUCGGCUACCUGCUGUUGCCCGUCGUGCCCUGGUCCAGAUCUCAGUCUUCCCGUCCCACUGUCAAGGGCCCCCAGGCCGGCUGCGCGGGCGACGGCGCCCGGCGGCCGCGUUCGACGAACGGGGCCAAUAAGCCCCAAUUUGACGCAGCCGUGGGCCUGGGGCCUGAGACGGGAGGCCUCGCGGUCGGUGAUGACGUCGCCCUCGAAACACACACGCCCCCAGGGGCGGCGGCCAACGAGGGUCGCAUAACAUUCGCCGACGUGGUCAAUAACGUCCCCUUGCGCAAGAGGCCUCCUCACAGGACAAGUGCGGACCCUGGCGCGCCGUCGGACAAGGCAGAAGGAAAACUGCCACGGGCCAGAGAAAGCGGCAACGGCGGUGUACGCGAGUUCCUGGAUACGAUACCGGUGGGGUGCAACGGGCAGUUCCACGACCUCAGCAGCGAGGAGCGGGAGCAGCCGGGCGGGACCGAGUAUCGCGCCCUCAAAGUGCUCGCAACCGUGGUGCCGCUGUACUUUGCGCUGUGGCAGCUGGCGGGGUGCCUCGCCCUGGGGGCCUGGAUGGCCGUCAACAUGCCGGACGUGGCGCUCGCCAACGGCAUCGAUCCGUGGUGGCUCAGCAUCUUCAACGGGGUUUCCGCCUUCAACAACUCGGGCAUGUCCCUGCUCGAUGCCAACAUGAUCCCGUUCGGGCAGGCCGCCUUUGUCCUGGUCACCAUGGCGCUGCUGAUCCUGGCGGGGAAUACGGCGUAUCCCGUCUUCCUGCGCCUCAUCUUUUGGGCCUGGCUCAAGCUGCUGAAGCUGGCGACCGGCGAAGGCGCGCUGGUAGACUUCAAGGCCACGCUGGAGUUCAUCCUCAGAUAUCCGCGUCGGGUUUACACGAACAUGUUCCCGUCUCGCCCGACCUGGUGGCUGCUUUUCAUGGUUGUGCUGCUCAACUCGAUCGACUGGGCCGCCUUUGAGCUGCUGAAUUUGGGAAACCCCGUCAUCGAGAGCAUUCCCAAGGGCGCACGCGUGCUGGGUGGCCUGCUCCAAGCGGCCGUCGUUCGCUCAGGCGGCUUCUCCGUGGUGCCCAUCGCCAAAGUCUCCAUUGGACUUCUCAGCGUGGGUUUCUAG